AUGGCGGCUGCCUCUCCAGUGUUGGACGAUCUCAUCAAAGAAUACUUACUGUUUAGAGGUUUUACAUCUACCUUGAAAGCUUUCGAAAAUGACAUCAAAGGAGAUAAGGAUAAGAGCUUUAAGGUUAACAGAAUCAUGGACCAGUUAAUUUCAUAUAUAGCCACAUAUGACAUAUCGUCUUUACGAGAGUACUGGGAACACUUAGAUAAGAGAUUUUUCAAAAGACUUGAUCAUCAACAUUAUAUUAAUGUGAGGAAAUUAGAGACUUGUUUAUUGCGGCUUUAUGUAGUCCAUGCCCUUCAGAACUCAAAGCAGGACAAAGUCAGUGAGUUUUUUGAGAAGUUUGUAUCAGAACUUCAGCCUCAAAGUGAUUGGAGAGAGUGGUUUGCCAUUGCUUUUAUCAAGAAUCCAGAACAGAACACAACUUUUGAAAUGUACUUUCAGAAGUCGUGGCAAGAAACGUUUUAUUUAUCACUUCAUAAUUUCCUUGUUACUGUUUUUUAUCUCUUACCGAUGCCCACACUUCUGCAUUAUGAUAAAGAACGAGGAAUUCAACAGAAGCUAGAAGAACAAGUCACUAAGCUCAAGCAACAAGUAGUAGAUUUGGCUGAUCAGAUAAAUGACUUACAGAGAAAGAACUCAAAYCUAACUGCUGAUUUAGAUGAUAAGAAAAUUCUGGCUGGAGAAAUCRUGAAUGAGAAUGAUGAUGAAGAAUUUUGUGUAGUCCAAAAGCCAAAGUCAGUCUUUCAACAAAUCUCCAAAGCCUUUCCCAAGAAACCAAAAGAGAAAGAUAAGAUCAAAAAGAAUACAAAGCUUCAAAGYCAACCUGAAGUGAAUAAUAUAACAAAAAUAACCCAGAAYCCACCGGUGAUUAAAGAAGACAUUUUACAGGAAAUCCAUGAAAAAGAAAGAUUACAUGUAAUAAGUGACACCGAAGAMGAACAAAAAACUARUGUACAAUCCACUCCAMCCCAAUCAUCACCAAAAGAACCUGAAAACRUAUCUAAAACACGCUCCAAUGAARCAGCACAUCUUGUCAAGUCACUGAGUUUAGACUCUUCAGAGAAAUUCUACAGCAAAGAUGACAGUGAAAGUUCAUUAAAAAGAACAAGUACAGUGCCAAGAACAAGUACAGUGCCAAGAACUGCUGGUCGAUCUACUCUGCCAAGAGAUAAUAAACUGGAUGAGUGGCUUCAGCCAAAGAUUGUUCGUUUUGAUACAGAUGUUGAUCAGCCAAAACCUUUCAUACACCUUGGACAGGAGGAAUACAAGGAGCAUCAUUCAGGGGUGGUUCACUGRCGUUUCUCAUCAAGUGGAAGGGUGAUAGCUAGUUCAGAUGCUGAUGGAAUUGUCAAAGUGUGGACAAACCAUCCUGACAUCAAUACAUGUGCGACACUUAUGUCCAAGUCACCUCUUCUGUCCUUGGAAUGGGCUUCUAAACCAGAAAGACUUCUGCUUUUGGGCACAGGUCAUGGUAAAGUUCGUUUUUAUGAUACAGAUCACAAGAAGACCAUAUGUGACGUUUCAACAGAAUCACUUUAUCCAAGGGUAGUCUCGUUAUCUUGUAGUCCUACAGGUACAGCAUUUGUUUGUUCAGCUGCAACYAGCAAGAAAAGUUCCAAAAGCCUAAAAACCCGACCCGGUGAUAUCUCAGGAAUAUUAGCCAAUGGAAAACCUUUAAAUGAAGGAGUGCUGCAAUGCUGGGAUAUGAAAGCAAUGAAAGUAGAGUUUGUCCAAUGGAGCGUCCAUCGCAUGGGCCAAAAAAUCGCCGAACUUAAUAUACACGAGGGAGCCGUGUUAAAGAGUUCGCUGCGGCCCAAUCAAACACGAGGAAUCAAUGGCAGUGGGUCGUAUGGAAGACUGUUUGCUUUCGACUCUGAAGGACAUCARGUACUGACUUGCGGACCUCAAAGUGGGAUUAUUUAUAAGGUUGAAGGUAAACACCUUUCACAGGUUCUCAGUUUACCGUACCACAGACAGCAUGUUAUGAGUGUCGACUGGACGUCGUCGUUGAGCUGCUCYACCUGUUUAACCGGUUCCAUGGAUGGAUCCAUKCAAAUAACAUCUUUACUCAAGCAAUAGACUGAUUCRAAAGACGAUUAGUGUGCUACUCGUUGGGCUGCAUGCGGUCGCCGCUCGCAAACCUCAAAACUGAGCACASMCAGCCCAACAAGYAGCGUACUAACUACCCUGUUAAAUAAAAUAAUAGCGUUUGAUGAAAUGAUAUUAUAGAGGCGCAGUGAUUAUAAUCAUAAUUAUCAUCAUGAUCGUAAACAUCAUUCUAAUUUUCUAUUAAUUAUGGCUCUAUCUUUCGACGUUUUAAAACGCAAGUGUUCCUUGGUGACGCAAGCGUUCCUUGGUGACUAUGUCAGACGCCUUGUCAGUCGUUUCUCUGGAUGGAUACUACGAUGAACUGAUCAUUCUUAAUGUUGCUUGCAUCCUUACGUUGUCUCCAUUAUAGACCUUAAUACAGACGCAACCACAAACCAAAGCGAAACUUCGUGGAAACGUUUCUGUCGGGUUCACUUACUCUAUGCUUACGUUUUGUACCGUCGCUUAUAAAAAGCAGAUUUUACGCAUUACCUGAAUUAGAAAUGAAACAAAAAAUCCUUACGUAUGAUAUAUUUUAGUAAUUUUCUAUCAUAAAUUUAAGUUUUCUYUAUCAAAGGCAUGUAUUGCACCAGGUUCUAACAGUUUUCAAAGGAGAUAUAUUUGUACAUAUAAAGAAACAUAAUAAAAUAUACGUAGAACAAUU
Molecule: messenger RNA, 2755 nt
Organism: Exaiptasia diaphana
Lineage: Eukaryota; Metazoa; Cnidaria; Anthozoa; Actiniaria; Aiptasiidae
Product: WD repeat-containing protein 91
Biological process (GO): early endosome to late endosome transport
Cellular component (GO): late endosome membrane; extrinsic component of endosome membrane; early endosome membrane
Molecular function (GO): protein binding; phosphatidylinositol 3-kinase regulator activity
Source: RefSeq, a predicted model, not a curated record